AUGGCUGAUGCUUCAAAAACUCAGAAGGACAAAAUAUUUUACGAGUGUUGCAGUCGCCAUGCAAUGGCUAGCGAAUUACUCAAAUGUGCUGAAUGUAAGAAAAAGUAUCACUUUGCUUGUGUGAAAACUUCGAACUGUCAAAAUUAUAAAGACUUAACUCCGGAGUUCCUAUCCUCUUGGCAGUGCCCUGCGUGUAAUCGCCCGCGUCCUGGUAUUGGCAACACUAAUACUCCUAUUCGUAUUCCGUCUAGUCUUUUCAUUGCAAGUGACAGUCUCGACGAUCUCAACAGGAAUGUCACCAAUAGAAAUAAACGAAAAAAAUCUCGAUUGUCAGACAGUGAUACCAUUACACCAUAUGAUUUAACAUUAGAGGAUGUUCGACAAGUCGUAAGAGAGGAACUCAAAGCUUUACUCGAUUUGUUUAAAUCGAAUAUAAUGUCUCAGGUUAGCCCUAAAUUAAAAGAAAUCUCUGAUCAAAUUACUCAAGUCACUAAUUCUAUAUCAUUUAUGGAACAGCAACACGAGGAGCUAAAGAAAGAAGUCCAACUCAAGAUUAAAAGCAUUAGUGUUUUGGAAACAGAAAAUAAAAUUUUACAAACAACUAUGAAAGAUCUGAACGCAAGAUUAUCUCAAUUGGAGCAGCAUUCACGUGCAAAUAAUAUUGAAAUACAAUGCCUUCCAGAACGCAAAAACGAAUAUUUACUAUCGGUAGUUAAUCGGAUAGCGAAUGCUACUAAAUGCAACCUUAAGGAAUCUGAUGUACGCUUCUGCACUAGAACUUCAAAAUUACAAAAAGAUAGUAAUAGACCUAGAUCUGUAAUAGUCAGCUUCAGUAGUCCUAGAGUACGUGAUGAAUUUUUAGCGGCGACGAUUAAUUUUAAUAAAAAGGCUCAACAUGUCGGAGACAAAUUAAAUACUAGCCAUGCUGGAGUGAGCGGUGAUAUUAAACCAAUUUACGUAGCUGAACACUUAUCGCCAACUCAAAAAGCUGCACGUCUGAAGGCAAAAGAACUGAAUUAUAGAUUUGUAUGGGUUAAACGUGGUAUGAUAUACAUGCGUAAAAGUGAAUCCACUGAAUACAAGUUUAUUAGGAAUAUGGACACUUUAAAUAGUAUUAAAUAG
Messenger RNA from Pararge aegeria (speckled wood butterfly), 1122 nucleotides. RefSeq lists its product as uncharacterized. The record is from RefSeq and is a predicted model, not a curated record. Bases 1 to 1122 code for a protein of 373 amino acids. Lineage: Eukaryota; Metazoa; Arthropoda; Insecta; Lepidoptera; Nymphalidae. The transcript has a single exon.